This is a messenger RNA of Erinaceus europaeus (western European hedgehog), 1852 nucleotides long. RefSeq names its product protein disulfide isomerase family A member 6 (gene PDIA6). NCBI's taxonomy places the organism in Eukaryota, Metazoa, Chordata, Mammalia, Eulipotyphla, Erinaceidae. Bases 138 to 1460 code for a protein of 440 amino acids. Gene Ontology annotation, biological process: response to endoplasmic reticulum stress. The record is from RefSeq and is a predicted model, not a curated record. Gene Ontology annotation, molecular function: protein disulfide isomerase activity; protein-disulfide reductase activity. The transcript has 13 exons. Gene Ontology annotation, cellular component: endoplasmic reticulum lumen.
GUCUUCCGGCCCGCCUCCGCCGCGCCGACCCGAACCUGCCUCGCGGACUGAAGGCGGGACUUGGGGCGGUGGCGGGGGCGCGGCGCGGCGACGGAGCUGAGGCGAGGGCUGAGUGUGCGGCUGCUCGGACGCUCGGCAUGGCUCUCCCCGUGAUCGGUCUGGUGGCCUGUACCUUCUUUCUAUCGGUGAAUGGGCUGUAUUCCUCUAGUGAUGAUGUCAUUGAAUUAACUCCAUCGAAUUUCAACCAAGAAGUUAUUCAGAGUAAUAGUUUGUGGCUUGUAGAAUUCUAUGCUCCAUGGUGUGGCCACUGUCAGAGGUUAACACCAGAGUGGAAGAAAGCAGCUAGUGCUUUAAAAGGUGUUGUGAAAGUUGGCGCAGUGAAUGCAGAUAAGCACCAGUCCCUGGGAGGUCAGUACGGUGUCCAGGGAUUUCCUACCAUCAAGAUUUUUGGAUCCAACAAAAAUAGAGCAGAGGAUUAUCAGGGUGGCAGGACUAGUGAAGCCAUAGUCGAUGCUGCUCUCACUGCUUUGCGCCAACUGGUGAAAGAUCGCCUUGCUGGCAGGGAUGGUGGGUACAGUUCUGGAAAACAAGGAAGAAGUGAAAGUUCAAGUAAGAAAGAUGUGAUUGAGCUGACAGAUGACAACUUUGAUACGAAUGUUCUUGACAGUGAAGAUGUUUGGAUGGUUGAGUUUUAUGCUCCAUGGUGUGGACACUGCAAGAACCUGGAGCCAGAAUGGGCUGCUGCAGCUACUGAAGUAAAAGACCAGACAAAAGGAAAAGUGAAACUAGCCGCUGUGGAUGCUACAGUUAAUCAGGUUCUAGCCAGCCGAUAUGGGAUUAGAGGAUUUCCUACAAUCAAGAUAUUUCAGAAAGGCGAGUCCCCCAUGGAUUAUGAUGGAGGAAGAACAAAGUCUGACAUAGUUUCACGGGCCCUCGAUUUGUUUUCUGAUAACGCCCCCCCUCCUGAGCUGCUUGAGAUCGUCAAUGAGGACAUAGCCAAGAAGACAUGUGAGGAACACCAGCUCUGUGUUGUGGCUGUGCUGCCUCAUAUUCUCGAUACUGGAGCUACAGGCAGAAAUUCUUAUUUGGAAGUUCUUCUGAAGUUAGCAGACAAAUACAAGAAAAAAAUGUGGGGAUGGCUGUGGACAGAAGCUGGAGCCCAGUCUGACCUUGAGAAUGCGCUGGGCAUUGGAGGCUUUGGAUACCCUGCCAUGGCUGCCAUCAAUGCUCGCAAGAUGAAAUUUGCUCUUCUAAAAGGCUCAUUCAGUGAGCAAGGCAUUAACGAGUUUCUCAGAGAGCUCUCUUUUGGGCGUGGAUCUACAGCACCUGUAGGAGGUGGGACUUUCCCUACCAUCAGCACCAGAGAACCUUGGGAUGGCAAGGAUGGCGAGCUUCCUGUGGAAGAUGACAUUGACCUCAGUGAUGUGGAACUGGAUGACUUUGAAAACGAUGAGUUGUAAGAGGCUCAGCAUAGAUGUCAGUUUUCUUUUCUUGGGAGUGGAUUUGUCCAGCAGUGCCAGAAAAUUCUUCAGGGACAUGACUCUACCAGUGACCUUUUUAACCAAGAAGUAGCACGUGAUCAGUCAUUUGAGAACACUGCAACAGUGAACUUUUGCCUCUCAAGAAAACAGUGAAAAAUUCUAUGAAUUGUAACCAGUGAAUUGGGUUGUAUUCUGCUGAGUGAGAUUUUGAAGGAAACUAAUGGGCAGUUGAAACACGUUUCCUCUGACUGCUGCUUGGAUGUCCUUGGAAGUUGUUUCUUAUAUAAGUUUUUUUAUGUGAUUAUUUCAUUUGAAUAUUAAUGGCUUUUUCCAUUAAAGAAUAAAACAAUAUUUUGGACAAUGCCAAUAAA